AUGAGCCGGCCGUAUGACUCGAUGGAGCCAAAAGUAAUGGACGAUAACAUGCUCAAGGCAGCUGUUGGGGAGCAAGGGCCCCAGGAGGAGGCUGGGCAGCUAGCCAAGCAGGAGGGCAUCCUCUUCAAAGAUGUCCUGUCCCUGCAGCUGGAUUUCCAGAAUAUCCUCCGAAUAGAUAACCUCUGGCAGUUUGAGAACCUGCAGAAGCUACAGCUGAACAACAACAUCAUUGAGCGGAUCGAGGGUCUGGAAAACCUCACACACCUGGUCUGGCUGGAUUUGUCCUUUAACAACAUCGAGGCCAUUGAGGGCCUGGAUACCUUGGUCAACCUAGAGGACCUGAGCUUGUCCAAUAACCGGAUCACCAAGAUGGACUCUCUAGAUGCCCUGGUGAAGUUGCAGGUGCUAUCACUGGGCAACAAUCAGAUUAGCAACAUGAUGAAUAUCAUCUACCUGCGCCGGUUCCCAUGUCUGCGAACACUCAGUCUCUCUGGGAAUCCCAUUUCUGAGGCAGAGGAAUACAAGAUGUUCAUUUAUGCCUAUCUUCCUGACCUCGUGUACCUGGACUUCCGGCGCAUUGAUGAGCAGGCGAGAGAGAUGGCGAAGAUGAAACAUCAGUACAGCAUUGACGAGCUGAAGCACCGGGAGGCACAGAUGCAGCUCAAACUGGAGGAGGAGCAGGCCAAGCAGGAGAAGCUGGCAGAACACAAGAUGGCGUUUGUUGAGCACCUGAAUGGCCCCUUCCUGUUUGACAGCAUGUAUUCCGAGGAUAUCGAGGGCAACAAGCUGUCCCACCUGCCUGGUGUUGGUGAGCUCCUUGAAGCCUACAAGGACAAAUUUGUCAUCAUCUGCCUGAACAUUUUCGAAUAUGGCCUGAAUCAGCAAGAAAAGAGAAAGCUAGAGUUAGACACUUUCAAUGAGUGCAUACAGGAGGCCAUCCAGGAAAACCAGGACCAGGGAAAGCUCAAGGUUGCCAAGUUUGAGGAAAAGCACUUGCUGAACUUAAAUGCCAUCCGGGAAGAGAAUGAUCUGCCCAACAUUGAGAAGAAGCUGACAGAGUGCACUGAGAGCAUCACUGAGCUGUUCAACACACUCAUGAUACUGGAGAUGCAGCUGGUGGAGCAGCUGGAGGAGACCAUAAACGUAUUUGAAAGAAACAUCACUGACUUGGUGGGACUAUUUAUUGAAAAUGUCCAAAGUCUGAUCGCUCAGUGCCGGGACUUGGAAAACCAUCACCAUGAGAAGCUCCUGGAGAUCGCCAUCAACACCCUGGAGAAGAUCCUCAAGGGUGAGAUGGAUGAGGACUUACCCGAUGAUGUGCGGGCGCUUUUUGUUGACAAAGAUACAAUUGUUAAUGCUGUUGGGGCAUCACAUGACAUCCACCUCCUGAAGAUUGACAACCGAGAAGAUGAGCUGGUGACUGGAAUCAACUCUUGGUGUGCACAUCUAGUAGACAAGAUUCACAAAGAUGAGAUCAUGAGGAACCGUAAGCGAGUGAAGGAGAUCAAUCAAUUCGUCGACCACAUGCAGAGUGAACUGGACAACCUGGAAUGUGGAGACAUUAUAGACUAGGUGUCAGCCAGAGAUCGCCUCUAGAGCAUGGAUUUCCCCGAGAGACCUGGGAUUUCUUUCAUUCACCCCUAUCUCAA
Grammomys surdaster is the source of this 1649-nucleotide messenger RNA. It is a transcript of the gene Drc3, whose product is annotated as dynein regulatory complex subunit 3. Gene Ontology annotation, molecular function: protein binding. The transcript has 12 exons. The record is from RefSeq and is a predicted model, not a curated record. Lineage: Eukaryota; Metazoa; Chordata; Mammalia; Rodentia; Muridae. Bases 1 to 1572 code for a protein of 523 amino acids.